CCUUUCUCCUCAGCCUCAUGGCAACUUGGAUCACGGCUGAGGGAUGAACAUGUCCCCCAUAGUGGCCUCUCUGAUCUGGCUUGGGCUGUGUCUGGCUCAGAUCGCUGCUGCAGGGGCUCCGUCCCUCCCUUCAGUGGGCUCCUGCCCAUCUUCCAGCUCAGAACAGAAGGGCACCUCCAUGGCAGGGACCCCCAAACCCUUCAUUAGGGCUGAGCCCGGCUCUGUGGUGCCCAGGGAAGCACACGUGCGUUUCUGUUGCCGGAGCCCAUGGAGAAGUGGGAGUUUUCAGCUUUGGAAGGAUGGAUCAUGCUCAUUUCAGAUAAACUCCUCCAGAGAGCAGGCUGAUGUCUGCUUUCCAAAUUCAGUAGCUGCUGCAGGGAGCUACAGCUGUCGCUACUCCCGGGGACUCCACUGGUCGGAGCUCAGUGCCCCCCUGCAGCUGCUGGUGACAGGACAUUUCUCCAAACCCUCCUUAUGUGGAGCACCAAGUACUGUGGUCUCUGCAGGAGACACAGUGACCCUCCUGUGCCAGGCAUUAAGCAGCUAUUAUAAGCCCAAAUUGACCUUCUUUCUGCUGAAGGCUGGGGUGCCCCAUCCCGUACAGCGCCAGAGCCCAGAAGGGCAUGAGGCCAACUUCACUCUCCCGUCUGUGAAGGCUGAGGAUGCUGGGAGCUACAGCUGCAUUUACUCAGUGGGAGGGAGAGCAUCAUCUCCCAGUGACGCCCUGCACUUGGAGGUGACAGGUGGAAAGGACGCACAUCCCCCCAAGCCAGCUCAAGAUUACACUGUGGGCAACAUCAUCCGCAUAGCUCUGGCAGGGCUCGUCCUCAUCAUCCUGGGCCUCUUCCUGGCUGAGGCCUGGCACAGCCAACAGAGGUCCUGAGAAACAGCCCAGGACCUCCCUGCCCAGGACAUGGGCCAGCCAGGAAAGCAGAGCCAUGGUCUGAGGACUGGGUGGUUUGUUGUGGGGAGAGAUGGGGGGGGGGGGGGCCAGGGGAGCUGUAAAGAGUUUAUCCAAGCCAGUUUGGUGUUAUUCUGUACCUGAGCUUAACAUCAAAGCAUUGCCUGGUGAUCUGUCUGUUGCUGGAUCUCUUCACUAUAAUAAGAGCCUCUAAACAUGUUCAGAGGCUUCUCUAGGGCUGAGUGGCUUCUACAUGUUCCUUCUCAUUUUCUCAGCUGGGGAAGCAGCCAUUGUGUCGAGUCCUGUAUUCAGGUCACAGCCAUAUGGAGCAAUGAUGGAGGCUUUUAUUAUGGGGUUAUAAUGUAAUGGGGUUGCACAAGUUGUCUUGAGAUAAUGUUGUCUAACCAAAUCUUUACUGUAACACUGAAAUAGUGGUUUUAAAAGGGGGGGGGGUCAAUGGGGUAGCUCAGUGGAUUGAGAGCCAAUCCAAGAGACGGGAGGUCCUGGAUUCAAAUCUGGCCUCAGACACUUCCCAGAUGUGUGACCCAGGACAAGUCACUUGACCCCCAUUGCCUAGCCCUUCCCACAACUCUGCCUUGGAACCAAUACACAAUAUUGAUUCCAAGACAGAAGGUAAAGAUUUUUUAAAAACUGAAGUGGUGUGGAAAUAUGUUUUUCCCCUAAUUGCAACACCAAGCGAUGGUUAGAUAAAGAAUGAGAGUGACCCCAAAAUGUGGGAAAAUGAGUUAAUAUUUAUUCCAAUUCACCCCCUGAGAUCCCAUGUUACAAUGGUUUCAAAAGAGGCUGCAUUUUUAACUUUCAUGAGAUCCUAAAUAUCUAUGAAUGUAAUAUGUAAUUGUGGGAAGCAUCUUGGAAAUAGCAGCUUAAAACUUCCUCUGUUGUCUUGACAUUUAUUGCCAGAACAUGAAAGCUGUGUUGAUGUAGAGAAUGCAAAGAAUUACACCCUCCUUGUCUUGUCAUUUGAUCCAGCAAUACCACUACUGAGAUUGUAUCCCAAAGAGAUUAUAUUAAAUGGGAAAAGUCCUGUUGGUACACAAAUAUUUAUAGCUGUGCUUUUUGUGGUGGCAAAAAAAAAUGGAAAAUGAGAGGAUGUCCAUCGAUUAGAGAAUGGCUGAACAAACUGUGCUAUGUGAUGCUGAUGGAAUACUAUUGUGCAGUAAGGAAUGAUGAACUGGAGGGAUUCCAUGUGAACUGGAACAACCUCCAGUAAUUGAUGCAGAGUGAAAGGAACAGAACGGGGAGAACAUUGUACACAGAGACGGAUACAUUGUAGCACAAUCAAAUGUAACUGACUUUUCUACUAACAGCAAUGCAAUGACCCAGGUCAAUUCUGAGGGACUUCUGAAAAAGAAAACUCUCCACAUCCAGAGAAAGAACUGUGGGAGCAGAAAUGCAAAAGCAAAA
Molecule: messenger RNA, 2326 nt
Organism: Monodelphis domestica (gray short-tailed opossum)
Lineage: Eukaryota; Metazoa; Chordata; Mammalia; Didelphimorphia; Didelphidae
Product: T-cell-interacting, activating receptor on myeloid cells protein 1-like
Biological process (GO): immune response-regulating signaling pathway
Cellular component (GO): plasma membrane
Source: RefSeq, a predicted model, not a curated record